Messenger RNA from Adineta steineri, 981 nucleotides. Lineage: Eukaryota; Metazoa; Rotifera; Eurotatoria; Adinetida; Adinetidae. The record is from the annotation of a GenBank genome assembly.
AUGAGUGAUGAACUUAUUGAAACAUUAGGCUUUAUUUCUAAACAACUUAAUCGAUAUUUAGCAACUAUAAUUUUUCUCUUUGGUGUAAUUGGAAAUAUUCUUAAUUGUCUUGUUUUAUCACAACGUAGACUUCGUUUAAAUCCAUGUGCAACACUUUUUCUUAUCUCAUCUUUUAUUGAUCUUAUUUCAAUUGUUGUUGGUUUAACUACACGUAUAUUAGCUGGUUGGAAUCUUGAUCCUACGACAAGCAUAGGUUGGAUAUGUAAAAUUCGUACAUUUAUUACAUUUAGUACAAGAACAUUGGCUAUAUGGAUUAUUAUGUUAGCAGCAGUUGAUCGAUGGUUAUUAUCAUCAAUGGAUUUUCAUCGUCGACAAUUGAGUUCAUUAAAAAAUAUUAAACUAGGAAUAAUUUUUAGUUUUAUAGUUUCAAUUCUUUCAUAUAUCCAUAUGCUUUAUUGUUAUGAUGCAAAUCGAACUGAUGGACCUUUAAAAUGUUAUGGAAAAAGUGAAGCAUGUCGUUUUUCAACUGAUUUAAUUUAUUCUAUUAUAACAAUAUUAAUUCCAUCGAUUAUAAUGAUUGUAUUUGGUAUAAUGAUCGUUUCCAAUGUGCAUUAUCUUCGUAUUCGUACACAUGCAAUGACAAUUACAUCAAUAAUUCUACCAUUAAAUGCAAGAGUAUAUAAAUUAAAAAAAACUGAUCAUCAAUUACUUCGAAUGCUUUUAGUACAAGCUUUUCUUUUAACUAUAUUUUGUAUUCCACAAGCCAUACAAAAAUUUUAUAUUACUUUUCGACCGUUUAAUACAAUUAGUAAAACUGAAGAUGCGAUUGUUCUUUUUUUAUAUAAUAUUGAAGUACUUCUUGCUUUUAUUGCUAGUGGUAUGCCAUUUUAUCUGUAUACAUUAACUGGUGGAACUGUUUUUCGAAAAGCAUCAAGAGACUUAAUGAGAAAAAUGCAUCGAUCAAUGAAAUGUUCAUCAUAG